Messenger RNA from Chenopodium quinoa (quinoa), 378 nucleotides. RefSeq lists its product as uncharacterized. The record is from RefSeq and is a predicted model, not a curated record. Bases 1 to 378 code for a protein of 125 amino acids. Gene Ontology annotation, molecular function: nucleic acid binding. The transcript has a single exon. Lineage: Eukaryota; Viridiplantae; Streptophyta; Magnoliopsida; Caryophyllales; Amaranthaceae.
AUGAGUGGCCAAUUUGAGGUUUCUAACCUAGAGAUUAAGGCUAUUCUGGAGAAGGUGGUAGCAAAGUUUAGGAAGGAUUGGAGUAAUAAGUUGUAUGACACACUUUGGGCAUAUAGAACCGCAUUUAAGACCCCCAUUGGUACUUCACCCUAUAGACUUGUGUAUGGGAAAGCAUGUCAUCUCCCGGUGGAAUUAGAGUAUAAGGCUUAUUGGGAAAUCAAAUGGCUCAAUAUGGAUGCCAAGGUAGCGGGAGAAAAGAGACUUCUUCAACUUAACCAGUUAGAUGAGUUUCAAUUGUUAGCCUAUGAUAGUGUAUGUGUCUACAAGGAGAAAACCAAGAAAUGGCAUGACAAGAAGAUUCUUCCGAGAGAAUUCUAA